UGUCUCCCUUUUCAGCGGCCGCUCUUUAUGCUAGCCGUGACGACAAAAAUCCCACAGGGACUCCGAAGUUAGUCCAUAGUAUACGUGGCAUUGUGCAAGUCGUCUGGCUUUUUCCCCACUUUCAUUUCUUCAGACUGCAGUAAACUAAACUAUCAGCAUGUCCAAGUCGGAACACAUUCUGAGUCAUUAUAACCCAGCAGUAAUGGAAAUGCACCGUGCUCUCAAACUGGCGCAGGACACGGGAGCUUCCCCAGAUGUGAUUAAAUCAAUCGAGACGGCGUUGGAGCUGGUGGAUCUACGGGAGAAGUACACUGAUUCGGUCACCAGUGGGGAGACGGAAGUUUUCCAUAAGAUCCUCACGGAGACCUACAAGCAUGACUGGCAAAGUUUACACUCAGAUGGGAAAACCAAGUGGAAUCUGAGACCCAAGAUGAUGACCGGGAAUUUGGAAGGUCAGUUUUUAAAGUCUAUGGUGAGCAUUCAAAAUGCAAAGCGUGUUCUGGACAUCGGCAUGUUCACUGGGUAUAGUGCACUGUCUAUGGCUGAGGCCCUACCUGCUGAUGGAGAACUUGUGACUGUUGAUUUAGAAGAGUAUCUGGAGACCUUUACUGGAUCUCUGCUUCGGGAGUCGCCUCAUUCCAAGAAAAUACAAAUCUCUAUCGGCUCACCCUCAGACUACAUGAGAGAAGCGGUGAAGGCGGGAAAAACUUUCGACCUGAUCUUUUUGGACGCGGACAAAUCUUAUUACCUGGAAUUCUUCAAGAUCAUAUUUGAAGAGGGCCUACUGGCUCCCCGUGGGACGGUACUGGUCGACAACGCCUUUGCACACGGUUCGGGUUACAAGCCAUCUGCUGAAGAGAACUCCACUCAACGGGUUGCAUCUGCUGUGGAGGCUGAUCAGUCUCUUCACAAGGUUAUGGUGCCUCUCCGAGACGGUGUGUUGAUACUGCGUAGAAAGACGGAUGUCGUUGGCGAGGUGCCACAAUGAUGAUACAGAAACAAAAGUUAACGCUGAUCUAUGGGGCUCUCAAACAGAUGUACUGGAAUUGGAAUGUUUGACUGCGGUUUUUGCAAGUCACAUCGAUGGUGUCAUUCCUGAAUCGAGCAAUUGGAAGGAAUAAGUCAACUUUUUUUUUGUUCGUCUGUAACGUAUUCUGCGGUCAGUCUGCAGGCUCGCAGACAUCAGGAGUCAGCUUGCACUAAAAGUUGAUUUUUAAAAAAUAUUGUGGGUUAAUUUUUGUGUCGUCUCUUGUUAUUUAAACCAAAAGAUUUCAUUUGGGAGUUGAACAUUUUUCAAGAAAUGAGGGACACAGUUAGAGUAUACUGUAGGCCCUGUUGUAGAUGGUGAUCACGUUUACAUAAACUAUGGGAUUGUUUUUGUUACAUAGAUUAUCCACUGCCUGCUUAUCAGUAAAUUUGUCAUUUCGUUUCAAGGGAUAUUUCCAGCUUGACUUCUUUAGUUUCCUUUUUCUAGUAUCUUAGUCACAUGGAAGUUGACUAUACACCAUUUAAGAUAUACACGCUCUACGCAGCCUAAUAAAAAAUAACAAUUACCUUUUAUUUAACACAUAUCAUUCUCUGGGCACUACUAGUCGUAUCUAAAUGCACUACAGUUUCUACAGCUGGGAAAAGGAUAUGCGGUAGAUCAAGCGUCUAGUGCCUACUUUUCAUUCGGUCAUUUUUUCCGCGUUAUAAUGGCCACUCCAUGGAAAGACAAUGUGACGAUGUGAGGCCGCACCAAGGUCAGGCUAAGUCACUGAUUGAACAUUUCGAAUCACCAUCAAAGUACAUCCAGCUUUCCUCUUCCCUCCAGAACGCACACGGUACAACACAUCAUUAUAAUAAUAAUAUGUGUAAUAGUGAGUGCAAUAUCUACGCAAUCCACUUGGGCCUCUUGUGGGUCAAGUAGGAACAAUUUGCUGGGUCAGAUGUUGUUUUGCUUCAUUUGAUUUUUUUUCUCGUUUGCUUUCUUGUCCAUUGUUAUGGGAUUUUGUCAAGUGAUGGAUCACUGUUAUUAACGAGCAUGUGUAUCCAAAUGCCUGCAGUAAAAGAACGUUUGCUCUUUUGUUUGAUACACUGUUUUACUGACAGCUUGAUCCCACAAUAAAUUAAUAUUUUGUCUG
Molecule: messenger RNA, 2123 nt
Organism: Aplysia californica (California sea hare)
Lineage: Eukaryota; Metazoa; Mollusca; Gastropoda; Aplysiida; Aplysiidae
Product: O-methyltransferase MdmC
Exons: 7
Coding region: 158-988 (276 amino acids)
Molecular function (GO): O-methyltransferase activity; S-adenosylmethionine-dependent methyltransferase activity
Source: RefSeq, a predicted model, not a curated record